This is a messenger RNA of Carassius auratus (goldfish), 3817 nucleotides long. RefSeq names its product proprotein convertase subtilisin/kexin type 5-like. The record is from RefSeq and is a predicted model, not a curated record. The transcript has 16 exons. NCBI's taxonomy places the organism in Eukaryota, Metazoa, Chordata, Actinopteri, Cypriniformes, Cyprinidae. Bases 163 to 3102 code for a protein of 979 amino acids.
AGUAGAGGAAUGGGUGGACCCCGAGGGCCUGUUGACCAAUCACUCCCCUUGGAAGCAACUUGUUGGGCAAGUUUUGUUAUUCAGACGCUGGUUGUCACUGGCAGGGCAGGACUGACCCACUUGAUUCAGUGAACGGUGUGUGAGUGUGUGUAUGGCGAAUAGAUGCGCUAUACAACUCCGCGAACGAUGAACGCCGGUUCGACGCUCUUUAUUUUAUCAUUAUGCUGUUGCGGGUUAAUUCAGUCCAGAUCGCCGGCGCAGUCCUGUCCCAGCGGACAGUUCUUACUAAAAAAUCAGUGCGUUUUAUGCCAUCCCUCCUGCACGGAGUGUAAGGGUCACGAGCUGUUCGAGUGCACCGCUUGUGGUUUAGAUGAGGAAGGGAAGGAGCGUUUCUUGUAUCAGGGCCACUGCAGGCUUCACUGCCCACGAGAGUUUUAUCCCGACCGAGAGCAGUACACCUGUCUUCCAUGCAUGCCUAACUGUGAGAUCUGUGCUGACGCCAGUGUUUGUGCUAAGUGCAGAGAGGGCUACCAUCUUCAGAGCGGCAUCUGUCUGACAGUCCUGUGUGGAGCUGGUCAGGUUCAGGACCCGGAUACACAAGAAUGUAUAGACUGCGGUGUUGGCUGUAAAACAUGUUCCACAGAUGAUCCAGAGAUUUGCCACAGCUGCACAGACGGCUACUUCCUAUACAGACAGCAGUGUCGUCAGCACUGUCCCCAGAGGACCUACGAGGACCGCGGUAGAGGACUGUGCAUCAGCUGCCCGGAGCAGUGUGUGGACUGCUGGAGCGAUAGCCUGUGUCUCUCUUGCCAGUCUGGAUACUUCCUGAACAACGGCACCUGUGUGAAGGAUUGCCCAGCAGACACAUUUAAAGACUCCAGAGGGUGGCGCUGUCAGCCCUGUCACAGCUCCUGUCUGACCUGCCACGGCCCUGGACUGAGGGACUGUGACCGAUGCAGUGGCUGGAGCCGCCCGGUUUACGGGAAGUGCCCGGUGAUCAGCUGCCCGGAAGGCCAAUAUGUUGAUGGGGAAAGUCGCACUUGCCGUUACUGUGAUAGAUCCUGCUUGACGUGUUACGGUCCCAAGGCUCAGAAUUGCAUCACAUGUGCUACCGGAUACAUGUUGGAGCAGGAGGCUGUGUGUGUAGAGCGCUGUCCUCUGGGCUUCUAUGCGAACAGCUCCAGUCUUCUGUGUGAGAGGUGUUCUGCGAACUGCGAGGCGUGUGAGAGCAGAGACGAGUGUGUGAGCUGUACCACAGACCCUUACCAGCCCUAUCUGUUCCAGGGCAGCUGCUGGUCAGAGUGUCCAGAAGGUUACUUUGAGACUGAGCUGGGGACAUGUGAACCCUGCGAUGAACUCUGUCUGACCUGUGAUGGCACAAGCUCGCAGUGCCUUUCAUGUCGAGAAGGCCUUCAUCUGGCCAAUGGGGCGUGCAGACAAAACUGCGGCCCCAUGAGCUAUGUGGCAGAAGACGGCACAUGCAGACGCUGUGCUCCUCACUGUGACGUGUGCACAGAUUUUUCCACAUGUACAAGGUGCAGUUUUCUCUAUUUGCUCUUAAACGGGGCAUGCAAGGCCAUCUGUCCAAAGGGUUAUUUUGAAGACUUGGAUCAGGGCAUCUGUGUGAGCUGCCACUCCACCUGUGCCACCUGCUCUGGUCCUCUCUCGGAUGAUUGCGAGACAUGUUCUGCCCUCAACCCAAAACUCUACGAGGGCAUGUGCUUGGAAGAGUGCCCAGCGGGAACAUAUUACCAGACCUCUGAUAAGGAAUGCCAAGAGUGUCACCAGACCUGUGCACGCUGUGAGGGUCCAGAACCCACCCAGUGUCUGCAGUGUGAAAAGGGUCUGGUUUUGGAUCCCAACACCAUGAUGUGUGGAGUUACUGGAGAUUCGGACUGCCCACCCAAAACGUUCCUCCAAAACAACCAGUUCACUUGCCAAGCAUGUCAUCAACUCUGCCAGUCCUGCGAAGGCCCAGGCCCCUCUGACUGCCAGACCUGCGCUCUGCCCUACUACUUCCACAAUGGUUCGUGCGUGAGCAAAUGUCCCGUAGGAACUUACGGUGCCCAUGAGGAGGCUGAUGGUGUAGAGCUGGGUUUCUGUAUGCCCUGUGAUCAUGUGUGUGCCACCUGUACCGGGGCGUCUCCCAGAGACUGUCUGAGCUGUGCACCAGGCUACCUUCAUCUGCUCUCUCAUCUCUGCGUCAGCCACUGUCCCACUGGGUACUUCAGCACAGGGGAGGGCUGCGAGAAGUGUGACCGUUCCUGUGAGCAGUGCUCGGGCCCAGGGCCGGACGCCUGCAGGGUGUGCACACCUCCUCUGCUGGACCUGCAGGGCACCAGGCAGUGUGUGGAUCAAUGUCCACAGCGCUUUUAUGAGAGCAAGCACAGCUGCAGACAAUGCCACACCAGCUGCAAAUCCUGCACAGAUAACACUCCUCAGGGCUGUGUGACGUGUGACUGGGGCAGCGUCCUGCAGGAUGGGGUGUGUUACCCUCACUGUGAGGAGAGCCGGUAUUACUCGCAGAGUGGAGUUUGUGAACCCUGUGACGAGUCCUGUAAACAUUGUUCCGGCGCCGGGCCCCAGAGCUGUCUUACCUGUCAUCCAGGUUUCGCCCUUCAUGCCCCUGACAGUCAAUGCUUGCCCUGCUGCCAGUCUGGGGAGAAGAACGAGAAGUGUUGUCUUUGUGAUUCAGGCUCAGCACUGUGUCUUGAGGCGCCUGUACCAAGUAUAAGUCAGGAUGAAGCUAUUCUGAGGUCCCAAGCAGUACAGCAUGCAUCUGUAGCUUUACCUGCCACUCUGCUGCUAGCUGUAGUGCUAGCACUAGUUGUGUUUGCUCUGGUACAGGCGAGGGCCAAAAAAAGAUUAUGCUGGAGACGGAGUUAUGAACGACUGAGCGGGGUAGCUAGAGAACAGCCCAGUCCUCGGCCCAUGCCACAUGGAGUACCAGAACCAGAGGACAGCGGAGACGAGGUGGACGUGGUCUACACCAGUCAAGACGGAUCCGUGUAUCGACGCUACGGUUUCAUUCACGAGCCAGACACGGAAGAGGAGCUGGACGAGGACGACGCGAAUGUGAACACAUAUUUCAGCAGAACCUAAAAUAUGGUAACUAACGAGUCACAGUCUACUAAUUCUUUAAAUGCACACUUCUGUAGUCAGAACUCACUGGAUUGAAAGAUGGAAAAGAUUAAUGAUUAAUCAAUACAUGAUUACAUCUUUAUAUGUGCUUUCCUGAUACAUUUAUUCUUAUAUAUUGUAUAUAUUUCAGAAUUAAGAAUAUUGCUGUCAGUGUCCAUGUGGAUUACUUUUAUGUUAUUGUAAUAUAACCGUUUCCAUAAUGUAAUGUAAUAUUUGAUAAUGUUGUUAAUGACAGUUACUAUAAAGUGGUACCAAACUUUGGGGUAGGGGUUGAUUAAAAGGUGACAGAUAGUUUAUUGUUUUUUUUGUUUUUUUAAUAAAGAAUAUUAAAUCAAUUUCAGAAAAGUAAUUUUCCAUCUCUUUAUUAGAUGUUCCGCUGAACAUUAAGUCUUAAUAAUUCAGUUACAAUAAAGCAUAAUACCACAGACUGUAUAAACCAUCCUUCAUUUCAUCUUACGACCAUUUCUCACAAUUGCUCAUCCACGAAAAGCAACCUCAGCGUGUUAGAUGCCCAGACACAUGAGGCAACAAUCAAGACUGUCAUCCAGCAUUGGGCAACAAACACAAACCAGAAAUCACAAGUGGAAUGAGCACUCCUCAAACUCGUAGAACACUUCUGUAGAGAGAGCAGAACAGUUGAACCACUCGCAACUUUUCCCAAGAUGUUUGGAACAUA